This is a messenger RNA of Lepisosteus oculatus (spotted gar), 1406 nucleotides long. The record is from RefSeq and is a predicted model, not a curated record. Lineage: Eukaryota; Metazoa; Chordata; Actinopteri; Semionotiformes; Lepisosteidae.
AAUUUUGCAACACUCCUUAAUACAUCUUAAGAAUACUUCUUAAUAAACGUCAAUACAGAGCACUUUGUAUCACAAAUUAAUAGGGCCCAUGUAAAAUUGCGUGAUAACUAGCGACAAAAUUAUGUUGAGGUCUGUUAAAAUAGCUUUCAAGAUGGUGGCUGUUUCAUUAACUGCAUCCUUUCCCCAUAGGCAUGGUUACCCCACAGGCGCCAAAUUUCGAAGGAGCAGUUGCUCCACCUGCGAUGUUUGAUAGUGUUCCUGGCUAUGAAGGAACUGGAAUAGGAAGUGGUGGUAAAUUUCUUCCUCCACCCAACCCUGGGCCUAUUAACCCUGGAACAGAACCUCCACCAUCUCAGAAAGAGUGGAACAUUCCAUCAAUCUCUGAAGAGACUGCUCGCUCUGCAUUUGUGUCAUACGCUUCCAGUAAGUGCUGUUACAGCUCAACUCCAGCAAAGCAAGCGGUAUUCAGCAGUCUUGAAGCACACAACACAUACAGAUAUCGCUUAGAAACCUUCACUGAAUCCAGGUCAACGGAAUGGGCCCAUGAACCAUACCAUGGCCAGCCUGUAGAUGCCUAUACUCAGCCUGCUCCUGGACCAUGGGAUAUUCCAGUACAGGCCCCUGCUCUGUUUACUGAUAGCAGUUAUCAGGUCAAAGUCCCAUACACCUCAUCUGUCAAGGGAUGUCACGCCUGCAUAGAAAUGGGUAGAGUUCCAUGUAAACAGUGUGCUGGAGCUGGAAAUAAACAGUGCUGGGUGUGUCAUGGCUCAGGGUGUCGUCUUGGGGGAAAUAUGUGCUCCCAGUGCAAUGGCAGGGGAUAUGAGGACUGCACGUUUUGUGGAGGCCAAGGAACAGAACCAUGCAACAUUUGCUCAGGAAGUCGGCAGCUCCUGGUCUACAUUAAACUCACAGUAAAAUGGACAAACAACACUUCAGUUCAUAUUGGAGUACAGCAGAGUGGGUUUCCAGCAGACUCCUUCAGCAAAGUGUCUGGAAAUGUGAUCUUUGUGGACUCUCAGUACAUGGUGUAUCCUGUGACAGGUUUCCCAGACCCGUCUAUUUGUCAGGCGUCUCAGUCAUUAGUGAGAGAACACCAAACGCAAUACUCCACAUCAUCUCGCGUUCUUCAACAGCGACAGACCAUUGACCUGAUUCCUGUCACUAAAGUGAAUUACACAUGGGAUGGAAAAGCCUACAGUUACUUUGUCUAUGGCGUGGAGAAUAAAGUCAAAACAGAUGACUACCCAGCCAAGUGCUGCUGCACAGUAAUGUAGCCCAGUUCUAGCCUACACAGUGUAUUCAGACGUGGGAUAAAGUUAGCAUUAUUUGAGGUCUGCUGUUAUACUGUGGGUGAAUGAAACCAAAUAUAAAAAUAAUAUAGAUGAACAGCAUCUGAUCAUAUUUGA